CCUCAGAGUGCAGAGUGGGAGGGAGCUGGACACUCAGAAGGAACAUCAGGAAGGAUCUGAUCUGAUCUGCUGAACUUUAUUUACUGAAAUCAGUUUUUUUUUUAUGAAAUUUUAACCCAAUUUAAAGAUCAGAAGGAGGAGAUGGGGGUCUCUACAGCAGUGUGUGUUUUUCUACUGACUACAAUCGUCCUUUCUACACUCGGAGAGAGACACUCCCUGUACUACAUAUAUACCGCUCUCAACAAAGACCUGGAUCUACCAGGAAUCUACGAGUUCACAGCUCUGGGGCUGCUGGAUGACCGACAGAUCGACUACUACAACAGUAAGGAGCAGAAGAAGAUUCCUAAACAGAGCUGGAUGAUGGAGAAGAUGCAGGAAGAUUACUGGGAAAGAGGAACCCAGUCUCGCAAGAGUAAAGAACAGUGGUUCAAGGUCAACGUGGAUAUUCUGAUGAAGAGGAUGAACCACAAUAACCAGGAUCUUCAUGUUCUUCAGUGGAGACACGGCUGUGAGGUUGAGGAGUCUAAUGGAGAGGUGAAGUUUCUGAACGGGAUUAGUGAGUACGGUUAUGAUGGAUCAGAUUUUCUCUCCUUUGAUAAUUCGGACAGGGCCUGGGUCGCUCCGGUUCAAGCUGCAGAACCAACCAAGAGAAAAUGGGAUGGUGUGGCCAUCCUGAACCAGUACAACAAGGGCUACCUGGAGAAAGAGUGUGUGGACUGGAUCACCAAGUUCCUGAAGUUCAGGAAAGAAUCAGAGCAGAAAGCCGCGCCACUCGAUGUUCACGUUUUCGCAAAACCAUCAGUAAGUGACUCGAGUAAGCUGAUCCUGACCUGCCUGGCUACUGGAUUCUACCCCAAAGACGCGACAGUGAUCUGGAGAAGAUCCAGCUCACCUCUAUCUGAAGAUCUGAUCACAUCUUCUGCAGUCAGACCCAAUGAUGAUGGAACCUACCAGCUGAGGAAGAGUGUGGAGAUACUGGGAGCUGAGAAAGACCAGUACGAGUGUUACGUGACUCACAGAACCCUCAAAGAACCAGUCAUUAAAAAACUGGAUGGGAUGAUGCCUGCUGCAGAUGAGAGACACUCCCUGUACUACAUAUAUACCGGCCUCUCCAAAGACCUGGAUCUACCAGGAAUCUACGAGUUCACAGCUCUGGGGCUGCUGUGUUGUCAAGAGAUCGACUACUACAACAGUAAGGAGCAGAAGAAGAUUCCUAAACAGAGCUGGAUGAUGGAGAAGAUGCAGGAAGAUUACUGGGAAAAAGGAACCCAGUCUCGCAAGAGUAAAGAACAGUGGUUCAAGGUCAAUGUGGAUAUUCUGAUGCAGAGGAUGAACCACAAUAGCACGGAUCUUCAUGUCCUGCAGUGGAGAUACGGCUGUGAGAUCGAGGAGUCCAGUGGAGAGGUGAAGUUUCUGAGAGGGAUUAGUGAGUUCGGUUAUGAUGGAUCAGAUUUUCUCUCCUUUGAUAUUGAAAACAGGCUCUGGAUCACUUCAGUUCCACAAGCUGAACCAACCAAGAGGAAAUGGGAUUCUGUGGCCAUCCUGGGACAGUACACCAAGGGCUACCUGGAGAAAGAGUGUGUGCUGUUGCUCACCAAGUUCCUGGAGUACAGAAAAGAAUCACUGCAGAAAGCCGCACCACUGGAUGUUCAAGUUUUCGCAAAACCAUCAGUAAGUGACUCGAGUAAGCUGAUCCUGACCUGCCUGGCUACUGGAUUCUACCCCAAAGACGCGACAGUGAUCUGGAGAAGAUCCAGCUCACCUCUAUCUGAAGAUCUGAUCACAUCUUCUGCAGUCAGACCCAAUGAUGAUGGAACCUACCAGCUGAGGAAGAGUGUGGAGAUACUGGGAGCUGAGAAAGACCAGUACGAGUGUUACGUGACUCACAGAACCCUCAAAGAACCAGUCAUUAAAAAACUGGGUGGAGCACCAAUCAACACCAAUCUCCCAGAAGAGUUAGAAAUGCUUCCACUCUUUUAAGCUUCUGCUCACCUGAUGGUGAUUAAUGGGGUGAAACAUGGUCAGAUUAAGAAAAAUAAUCACCAUUUACUGAAACUGAGCUGUCUUUUUUCUAUUGAAAUAAUUGAAAUAAGUUUACUUAUACUUAUUGUGGAAUGAAUGCAUUUAAACUACGUACAUAUACAUCUAAACAAGAUUUUAGGAUUUUAAAAUAGUCCUGAUGUGCUUUUAUAUCUUCUAAACACAAAAUCUGCAUGAAAUUAUACAUACCUUUAUUUACACUGCUGCCAUAUAUAAGGGUCAUUCCACUGAAUAGGUGCCAUUCCUGUCCCCAGGAAAUUACAUGUAUAAAUGUGCACACAAAAUAACUUUAAAAUACAUUUUAUUACUAAGCAUAGUGUGUUGUACAUUGACCUAAUUCCAAAAGAAAAAUAUGUAAUUAAAAAAAUUAUUAACAUCUACUUACAACACUGAAAAAAUAGCAUUUGUUACCUGUUACUUCCACUCUCUAACUAUAAACUUUACCAUAAAAUAUAAUUAUUAAAAUCCUUUAGAUUUUUGCAUUAUUGUGCGACUCCAAAUCCCAUCUAUGCUUUAAAAAUAUGUUUUCAUAAUAAAUUCAUAAUAUUUAAGUUAAAAUACACAAUUUAGUUGUGUCCCUGGGUUUCACUCAGUCCUGUUACCGUAACACAUUACCCCUGAAUCUGAAACACCUGGAACAUUCUACAACAGGAAGUGACAUCAGCUGGUUCUGGUUCUGAAGAUCAUGUGAAGAACAGAAUUAAGUUCCUCGUUAGUUUUUUUCUGUAUAUUUGAUCUUAUUGUAAUGAUGACUGAGGAGCUCAAUCUCAACACAUCCCAUUUUUUUAUCUUUAAAAUACAAAUUUUGGGAAAAAAAUCACUAGAAUGAGCUCAGUGUCCUCAUGCUAUUAGCAUAGCCGCCAUUUAGCUAUCAUUCAUGUUUUUGCUAAUUCUAUGCCAAAAACGUAUUUGUUACUUUAAUUCAUGUUACUCAUAACAUAAAAAGUAACAGGAGUGAGUUUCAGUAACAGGAGUGAGUUUCAGUAACAGGAGUGAGUUUCAGUAACAGGAGUGAGUUUCAGUAACAGGAGUGAGUGCCAGUAACAGGAGUGAGUUUCAGUAACAGGAGUGAGUUUCAGUAACAGGAGUGAGUGCCAGUAACAGGAGUGAGUUUCAGUAACAGGAGUGAGUUUCAGUAACAGGAGUGAGUUUCAGUAACAGGAGUGAGUUUCAGUAACAGGAGUGAGUUUCAGUAACAGGAGUGAGUUUCAGUAACAGGAGUGAGUGCCAGUAACAGGAGUAUUUUUUUUGGGUCAUAGAUAUCAAUUACUUCAACAUGCAGUCUAUAAUUAUUUCUUUAAAAUAAAUUUUUUCUUGAGAGAAAAUUAAAGGAAUUAGUGGACUUGCUUUUAAACAUGCUUUUUAAAUUUAUGAGUUUUGUAAAAAAUACUCAGAUUAGAAACCUUGUAGAAAAAAUGAAGUAAAGCUGCCUGAGUUUGACCAGUACAUGUUAUGAAUAGUUAAAUAUAUGUGUUAUUAGAUUCAGAGUUGAAAAAAACAUUAAGUUUAAUUUGGUUUAAUUCAGAGUUACAACAAGCAAAUGAUUCGAGCAAACUGAUUCGAUGGAACGGCCCAUAUAUAUAUAUAUAUAUAAUCACAGCCUCUGCAGGCAUUUAAUCCAGUAUAUUACUAAUGCAUUGUUAUUCUGUGAAUUUUAUUUCAGAAUAUAAUAAAUAAAAUAUCUACACCAUCA
Molecule: messenger RNA, 3733 nt
Organism: Astyanax mexicanus (Mexican tetra)
Lineage: Eukaryota; Metazoa; Chordata; Actinopteri; Characiformes; Acestrorhamphidae
Product: class I histocompatibility antigen, Gogo-C*0101/C*0102 alpha chain-like
Exons: 9
Coding region: 142-1980 (612 amino acids)
Biological process (GO): immune response
Cellular component (GO): external side of plasma membrane
Source: RefSeq, a predicted model, not a curated record